GAAACGCCACUGAUUCUUGUGUAGAUUAAUCUGGCGCGAAACCGUUGUUUUAAAAAUUGCAUAUUUCGCGAAUUGUUGUGUCACAUAAACCACAUGGACUUUGAGUGUAUUUUAAAAGCACUAAAGCAGUAAGAUACAACUGUCACAGAAAUGGCCUCUGAUAUAUUCUCCUCCGAAAAGGCAAAGAAGCUGUUGCAAGGAAAGUUUAUAUACUUCUUUGGCGACUCAAAUACCCGUGCAAUCUAUAAAGAUCUUUUGUGGCUACUAGAAGAUGGAAGGCUUAUACCUGAUGAUAGAUUAAAACGGAAAAAUGAAGAAUCGCACGCCAACGAUAUACGAACUUCGAACGGAAAGCUUCACAACGGAUGUGAUUACGACGAGAGAAGAGAAUAUCUCGAAAGCUGUAUUAUAAAGUUUCAAUUUAUAACAAAGCUAUACCAUCCAGCUCUUGUGGCUAAAAUUAAUAAUUUAUCUAUACAGCCCGAUGUAAUAGUUAUAAAUAGCUGUGUAUGGGACCUGACCCGUUGGGGAAGCACAGACAGUGUAGAGCAAUUUAAGAGCAAUGUGCACGACACUUUCAAACUAUUCAAUACGCUCCUACCUUCAACACGAAUCAUUUGGAUUGCAACGUUGCCACCCGCAUUUAAAAGUAAAGGAGGUUUUUUGACCAAAGACAUCGAGUUUAUGAGAAAUAUGCUACCGUGGCACAUAGCAUAUGCAAAUCAAUAUGUUGCCAACAUAGCCAAAUCUUUCUCCAUCGAUUAUUUAGAUAUGCAUUACUACUGCAAAUUUUUAUUGAACUAUCACACUCGUGACGGUAUACAUUGGGAGCCACCCGCAGUUCGUUACAUGACAAAUUUACUUCUUACACACAUUUGUUUAUCAUGGAAUCAAACUCUACCUGGCGUCAUUUCGUUGGAUUCUAAGUUUUUCUUAAAAUCCCAAUUUAUCAAUCCGCAAUCACAGAAGAAACCACAGCCCUUUCGAAAUAUUUCGAAUAAUCGAAACAAUUUUAAAGCGGCCCGUAAUACAAAAAAUAAAAGGAAGAGAAAGAAUGUACAUAUUCAAGGGAUGUAUUCGUUUUGAUAGUUUUACUGACAAUUUUUUCACAAAAUGAACAAUGUGUAUAUAGGUUUUUUAUUUUUUACUUUAGUUUGAUUUGUAGAAUUUGUUGUUAUGUUUCUGAAACUGUCAGGCUCUUUUGUGUUAACAUUUGACCAUAAUGAAUAGACAUGCAUAACUGGUGUUUUAA
Molecule: messenger RNA, 1252 nt
Organism: Photinus pyralis (common eastern firefly)
Lineage: Eukaryota; Metazoa; Arthropoda; Insecta; Coleoptera; Lampyridae
Product: PC-esterase domain-containing protein 1A-like
Exons: 2
Coding region: 151-1086 (311 amino acids)
Source: RefSeq, a predicted model, not a curated record